This is a messenger RNA of Penaeus indicus, 585 nucleotides long. Its product is annotated as cuticle protein CP14.6-like. The transcript has 4 exons. Bases 1 to 585 code for a protein of 194 amino acids. Gene Ontology annotation, cellular component: chitin-based extracellular matrix. The record is from RefSeq and is a predicted model, not a curated record. NCBI's taxonomy places the organism in Eukaryota, Metazoa, Arthropoda, Malacostraca, Decapoda, Penaeidae. Gene Ontology annotation, molecular function: structural constituent of chitin-based larval cuticle.
AUGCAAGGAGAGAAUAAUCACACAGUUCAAAUGAAAAAGAGUCAAGGUUGCAGAAUAUGGGUGGGACCUACAGGAGUAUCGCCAAGGUCAAAAUGGGAACUAGUACACGUAUAUAAAGCCCAGUCAACUGGUUUGCUACAUCAGUUCGAUCUACAUCCGACCAACAUGAAGUUUUAUUUUCAGAUCAUCAUUGCCUGCGUUGCCACUGUGGCCUUCGCCGCCCCCCAGUACAGCUCAAGCGAAGAAGUUGAGUUUGUGCCAAUCCUUAAGGACGACCGCGUCCAAGAGGACGACGGAACAUACAGCUUCGACUUCGAAACUGGCAACGGUAUCAGCUUCUCCCAGGCUGGAUCCCCCGACGGUGAUGAGGACGCUGUGAUCAAGGCCGGAGAAUACUCCUACACCGCUCCUGACGGCACUGAAAUCCGUCUACGCUUCGUUGCUGACGACAACGGCUUCCAGCCCGAGGGCGACCAUCUGCCCGUGGCUCCCGAGUUCCCCCACCCGAUCCCCCAGUUCGUCCUCGACCAGAUCGCUAAGGCCGCCGAGGAGGACGCCGCUCGCGCCGAUUCUGAUGAAAAUUAG